AUCUAGCCGUGAUUGUGGGCGUCAUCUAUGAUUCGCGAGGAAACCGCUCUAGCAGCGAAGCCUCCGGAGCUUGUCGCUCACCGGCGCCGAGGAUGGCGCUUCUCCCUUUUGCCUUCGAGGAGUCGGUCUUCGAAGAUGAGGAGGGCGGCGGGGCGUCCAGGGCUGGCGGCCCCCUUGCUUCUCCUUACAGCGCCCGGUGCUGCGAGCCCGAGUGGUUUUGUGAACAGGUAGACUGCCAGGACGAUCUUGAAAGGAUCAACAUAAAAAAGUUCAGAGGAGAUCUGGCGUAUAAGAAACAAGAAUUUCAGAAGGCCCUUCAGGAAUAUUCCAGUUGCCUUGCCCUGGUACCUUCCAGUAAUAUUGCCAUGAGAAGAGAUUUAAAAGAGAGUCAGGCCCGCUGUUUAGCUCAUCUGGGGAAACACGAGGAAGCCAUGAGAAUUGCAGAAAACUUGAAAAACGGGGCAACGAAUACCGACCAUGUAACAGCCGUACUUAAUCUGCAAUACGCCAUUUAUCGCCUUCUGGAGGACAUUGAGAACGUAAUCGGGUGCUUGCAAAAAUUGAUCUCGCUGCACCCGUUUCAUCCACAAACUUGGAAUUUGCUGGCUGAAACUUACCUGAGUUUGUUGCAAUUCCCGGUCCCCUUAUCUUCUGGAACCAAAGCCCACCUGUGGCAAAGCAAUGGCUUAAUUGCAGGCAGCUGCCUCCGGGUAUCAUCCCAAGAAGUCAGCAUUGUAUGUCAUCAGACACAGAGCCUGAGGAAGGAUGGUCCUUUGUCAUGUACCAUCCACACCAACGACAGCUUUGGGCCUUGUGUGGAAUUGCAAAGUGUACAGAGACCUGUUUGUGCCCUGGAAAAUUCAGGGCCACGACCCACAAUGAAGAGAGCUCCCUUAGGGGAGAGAAGGUUGAAAGACACGUGUGUCUAUGCGUGUGCCUCCUUUGUUAGAGCCAGGCUUUUGUUUCAGCUUAUGCAGUUGACACAGUCGUCUUUUGCUUUAGAGAAUAACCUGAAAAUGCAACGGGAAAUUGAAGACAAAAUUAGAUUUUUUGAAUUGGAGGCAGAUACCUUGUCCUUGAUGACCGAGGUUAUGGGAGAAGAUCUUGUCCCGGAAAAGCUGAAAGGAGAAGCUCAGGAAGAGGUGAAAUGCUUCUCUGCUGCAGCCUUCCCAUCCAUCCUGACUGUAUCCACCGUGGAGUUUGAAAGAAAAUGGUUCCAGAAACUCCAAGGUUGCUUUCAUCACAUGGACUGUCCCACCUAACACCAUGUGGCUGCACUGAAGAGCUUCUUCAGUUUUUCGGUCCUGUUUAUCCCAUCUGUAUUUUAACAGAGCUGGAAGGGACCUUGGAGGUCUUCUAGUCCAACCCGCAGGAGACUCUGUGCCAUUUCAGACAAAGGGUUUAGCUUGCCAAGAGAACAUGGGAACAGGAACGGAGCCUUUCAUUGUAGCUCAUGCAGUUCACACUGGAGUGUUUUUACCAUUGGGAAGGAUGAGCCCCUUCGUUUGAAGAUCACCUUAACAUCCGGCCCUUCUUAUACCUGUUUUCGCCAGCUGUGCUGCCAUCACUGUUUCUCCAUGGAUCUUAACCUACCUUCCUCCCCAUCUUGAGGCUCAGUAACUGGAUCUUGUCUGUAUUUUAUUUAUGUCUUCGAGGUUUUGUAUAGUUUUGAUCUUUUUUCAGAUUGCAAGCUUCCCAAAGUUACCCUGUGGUAAGAUGGAUGGCCAACAAGUUUGCAAAUAAAUAAAUAAACGUGUCAAAAUU
This is a messenger RNA of Thamnophis elegans (Western terrestrial garter snake), 1764 nucleotides long. RefSeq lists its product as uncharacterized. Gene Ontology annotation, molecular function: protein binding. Bases 93 to 1262 code for a protein of 389 amino acids. The transcript has 6 exons. The record is from RefSeq and is a predicted model, not a curated record. NCBI's taxonomy places the organism in Eukaryota, Metazoa, Chordata, Lepidosauria, Squamata, Natricidae.